CCUCUGGAACUGUCACAGUGGCUGGAGGAACCUCUGGAGCUGUCAGAGUGCUGGCAGUAGCCACUGGAGUUCUCACAAUGGUUGGAAGAGACACAGUGCCUCUCUCUGGGACUGAGAGUAGCCACAGGGCCUGUCCUGGUGGGCUGGAGUAGCUGCAGGGCCUGUGCAGGUGUUUCAGGAGCCCUGGGCUGUGCAGAACCCAGGCCAGCAGCCGGACGUGCUGUGGCCGCAGCGAUGGCACACGAGGACAUCAGCUAUUACCAGGGGCAGUACAAGGACAGGCUCCUGCCCCUGCUCAGGGAGCUCCGGGCCAAAGAGGAGGACUCCACGAACUCAUUUAUCUGCGUCCUGAAGAAGAUGAAAGAAGUGCGGCUGAUGGAGAAGGUUGUGGAAGAGACAGAGGAGGCCUUCACGGAGAGGAUGGAGGCCCUUGCUGAGCAGUGGAGGGACCUGCAUGCCAGGAGGGCCCAGCUGAAAGCCCACGUGGUGACAUCUGGGACGACUGUAAAGGAGAAUGAAAGGCUGAGAACCCAAGCUCUGAAGAAAGCCAAAGAAGAGAAAGAGGAGAAUUCAAAAAAGGAGAGUGAGCUCUUGAGGGCUAGGGAGAAACUGGAAGCUCUCAGAAAACAGCACCAGAAAUUCUCAAAAAAAUUGCUGAAGUACUCCCUGUUCAAGAGGUACCUGGAGAAUGUGGUGGAGAAUUCACAGUUCCGGGACAUCGAGGACAUCAUCUCCUACUACAAGGCCCUGCUGAGGACACGCAAGGACCUGCUGCAGUCCCAGUGGUGGUACCGACAGCUGAUGGAGCAGGGCAAGGUCCUGCAGCAGCAGAUCAGGGCAAAGAAGGAAGCUGAGAUGCUUCAGUGCAAGAAUGACCUAGUGCAGCUCAAAGAAUCUCUUGAGCAGGCUCAGAGCGACAUCCUCCAGUGGGAGGAUCACUGGGCCGAGGUCCAGGAGAGGGCUGCAGGGAAGGCCACGGAACUGAAGUCCCUCACCAUGGCCAUCCACAGCCUCUUCCAGGCCGCCAGUGCACGGCUCCAGCCAAAGGGCAGGGUGGCAGCUGGGGACAGCCACAGGCAGCUGGACAUGAUCCAGCAGUUUAUCUACGACCUCCAGGACUUCACAGAGGACAUGAAGGAGCGCAGCCGACCUCUGUGAGAACCUGCCCUGCCAGUGGGAGAGCAGCAGGGCAGGCAGGGAAACAAGAGAUGAGAGAACCCUUCAGAUAUUGCAGACUAAAAUAAAUAGCAAUUAUUUUAAGGCA
Messenger RNA from Cyanistes caeruleus (blue tit), 1264 nucleotides. RefSeq names its product coiled-coil domain containing 42 (gene CCDC42). The record is from RefSeq and is a predicted model, not a curated record. Gene Ontology annotation, biological process: spermatid development. NCBI's taxonomy places the organism in Eukaryota, Metazoa, Chordata, Aves, Passeriformes, Paridae.